Molecule: messenger RNA, 2880 nt
Organism: Sporothrix schenckii 1099-18
Lineage: Eukaryota; Fungi; Ascomycota; Sordariomycetes; Ophiostomatales; Ophiostomataceae
Product: alpha,alpha-trehalose-phosphate synthase (UDP-forming)
Exons: 3
Coding region: 1-2880 (959 amino acids)
Biological process (GO): trehalose biosynthetic process
Cellular component (GO): cytosol; alpha,alpha-trehalose-phosphate synthase complex (UDP-forming)
Molecular function (GO): catalytic activity
Source: RefSeq, a predicted model, not a curated record
AUGACGGUUUUCAUAGCUUCGCUAUUCCUCCCCAAGACGGUCCAUUUCGAUCUGCCCGGGACGCCGCCACUUGCCGCGCAGCCGCCGAGCCUCGACAAGGAGCCCAAGAAGAAGAAGAAGGCUGCCGCAUCCGCAGCCGCGCCAGGCGGUUCCAGUCGAACUGCCACUGCUGUUGAGGAGGCCCUCUCGCUGUUUACGCCCCAGUCGGAUAUCACCCCACCGGACACACCCACUGAGGACCAGAGCACCGAUCCGUUUGCCAACGAAGACGGCAUCCGCAUUGGCAAUCUGCCCACGAUCGUGGCCAACACCCUCGACGCCGCCACCUCUGCCGUCGCUGACGCCGUCUCCAAGUCGACCUCCAAAGAUGCCACCCCGGCCGAGCGCGGCUCGCCCGCCUGGGGUACGCGCCGCGACCAGCCCAAGUCGCGCGCCAACUCCCCUCCCCCCGCCCUCCUCAAUGGCGACCCCCACUUGACCGAGAAGGCCAAGGAGCUGCACCGCCAGGGCAUCACACAACCGCGCACCUACCUGCGCAGCGACAGCCACGACCGCAUCUUCUCGUCUGCUAACUGGCGCAUUGUAAACUCCGACCAGGGCAAUGGCGGCCUGCGCAACGCCGCCGCGGCCGCCGCGCGCGAGGGCAAGCUGGCUGACUACACCUGGGUUGGUACGCUGGGCAUGCCCACGGACGCCCUCGAAAACACCCAGCAGAAGGAAGACAUCAACGACCGCCUGGCUGCGGAACACAACAUGUUGACCGUGUGGUGCGAGGACAAGGACUUUGACGGCCAUUAUGUCCACUUUUGCAAGCAGAUCCUGUGGCCCGUCUUCCACUACCAGAUCCCCGACAACCCGCGCAGCAAGGCGUACGAGGACCACUCGUGGAAGUACUACGUCAACGUCAACCAGGCCUUUGCCGACAUCAUCAUCAAGAACUGGAAGCGCGGCGACGUCGUCUGGAUCCAUGACUACCACCUGCUGCUGGUCCCCGGCAUGAUCCGCCAGAAGCUGCCCGACGCCAAGAUUGGCUUCUUCCUGCACGUCGCCUUCCCCUCGAGCGAGAUUUUCCGGUGCCUGGCUGUACGAAAAGAGCUGCUGGACGGCAUUCUGGGCGCGAACCUGGUCGGCUUCCAGAUCCACGAGUACACACGCCACUUUUUGCAGACGGUUACGCGCCUCCUGAAUGCCGAGGCUACGUCGGACGGCAUCCAGCUCGAAGACCGCUUCGUUGAUGUCGUCAACAUGCCCAUCGGCAUCGAUCCGGUUGCGCUUGACGAGCACCGGGAAGAGGCCGAGGUGAUGUUGUGGCUCAACGUCCUGCGGGAAAAGUACGAGGGCAAGAAGCUCAUUGUUGCGCGGGACAAGCUGGACCACAUCCGUGGUGUGCGCCAGAAGCUGCUGUCGUACGAACUCUUCCUCAACUUGAACCCCGAAUGGCGCGGCCGCGUCGUUCUCAUCCAGGUCGCCCUGUCAUCAAGCGACCGCAAUGAGCUGGACGCCACCGUGUCUGACAUUGUUACGCGUGUCAACUCUCUGUGGGCCAACCUCGCCUACCAGCCUGUUGUCUACCUCAGGCAGGACAUAGACUACCCGCAAUACCUUGCCCUGCUGACCGACGCCGACGCACUUAUGAUUACGAGCCAGCGCGAGGGCAUGAACCUGACGUCCCACGAGUACGUCUUCUGCCAGGACGGCAAACAUUUCGAGAAAAAGCACGGCAGCCUGAUUCUCUCCGAAUUUACCGGCACCUCGGAGCUUUUCCAUGGUUCCGAGCUUGCCAUUAACCCUUGGGACUACCGCGCCUGCGCCGACGCCAUCAAGAAGGCGCUCGAGAUGGACGAGGACGAGAAGAACACCCGCUGGUCGAAGCUGUACGAGGCCGUGCGCCACCACACCGGCUCGCACUGGUUCGCCGAGUUCUUGUCACGCCUCGACCGCGUCUACGACGAACAGCAUCGCCGUGACCAGACCUCUGUGCCGCGCCUCUCGAUGCACACUCUGAUCAGCCAGUACAAGCGGACGUCGCGACGCCUUUUUAUCCUCGACUACGAGGGCACGCUGGUCAGCUGGGGCCCGGUGAAUAAGAUCAUCCCGGUCAGCCCUCAGCGCACCCUGGAUGUCCUCCGCGACCUUCUCUUGGACGAACGCAACACCGUCUAUGUUAUGUCCGGCCGCAGCGAGAAGGAGCUCGACCGCCUGUUCCGACAGGUGCCAAAUGUCGGCCUGAUUGCUGAGAAUGGCUGUUUCCUUAAGCACGCGAACGGCGGCGGUGCCAACAACGCCAUCGGCAACAGCAACCCCUGGAUCGAGAUGGCGGAUCCGGAGCAGAUUCGCACGUGGAAGGAGUCUGUGAAGCAGAUCCUUACGUAUUACAAAGAACGCACGCCGGGCGCCGAGAUUGAAGACCGCCGCUGCUCGCUCAUCUUCCAUUACAAGUCUGCCGAGGACUACGAGUCGGCGACGCGCCUUGCUGCCGACUGCGCCUCUCACAUCAACGAUUCGUGCGAGGAGCAGCGUGUGCACGCGAUCCCGCUCGACGGCUCGAUUCUCGUGGAGCCCGUCGACUGGACUAAGGGUACAGCCGCCGCGAAGAUCCACGAGGCGCUGUGCAAGGAGAUUUCGGUUCCGUCGCAGAUUGAGGACGCCGAGGUGCCUGCCACUGCCGGCAACCACGGGGUCGAUUUCCUCAUGGUCGUCGGUGACGGGCGCGACGACGACAAGGUGUUCAAGUGGGCCAACCAGCUGGGCGACGAGGGCAAGGUGAAGGAGGUCGUGACGGUCAGCCUGGGCAGCCGUAGCACGGAGGCCGCAGCAACGAUGACACAGGGAGUCAGCGGCGUGCUGGUGGCACUCUCGAAGCUGGCGAACCUGGAGUGA